GAGUCUACUUCGGUUUACCCGGCUGUUCCAGGGUACAUCUUAGUAUAAGUCUAGGUUAUAUACAUGCAUAAUUGCACAAGAAAUAUUCACAAAAGAUCAGUGAGUUUGAUGCGUGACAUCAGACCUAAAUAUAGACACAUCACGCAAAAAUCGAACUAAAAAAAUCCCCGUAGGAAAUGCGAUCAACAGUUCGAACACUGAAAUUCUGUUUAUGCUUCUAAUGUUUCGCAACAAGUGUAAGCUAAACCAUUUAGUACUCUACUAUGCAAAGUUUACACUUUGAAUGAAAUAUGUUUGGUUACACAGCUCUAGAUCCUUAUUUGCAAGCCGAAGGGUUUCGGCCAUUUUGAAUCAAACCCAGCUACUAACCUAAACCACAAUUCCAGUUGUAUCAUGUCGGACAGAUUGAUGUUUUCUUUAGGAAGCAGACUGUUGCUUUACUGUGCGGUGUUUUUCGCAUUUGCGGUUGAUUUCACAGAUGGAGAAAGAUGCGAGUCUAAUCAGUAUACGAUUGACCAUGGUGAUGGAACCUCCGUAUGCCAAAACUGUCAGGAAUGCCCGCAUGGCCAAGGUCUCGAGCCAUCUUGUGGAAAGAAGCUCUAUCAUCCUCCAAAAAUAGAGUGUGUGUCUUGUACUUCUGGUAAAACUUACUCUGACACAUACGGAGUAAGCUCAUGCAAACCUUGUCACAUAUGCACAACUAGAGUAAAAAAGAACUGUACAGUUGAGAGUGAUACACAGUGCACAGAUGAUUGCAAGCACAAGCCAAGGACAUACUAUGAAAAUAGUACACAUGACUGCCAGCCAUGCUCCUACUGCUGUAAACCUGAAUCUGCAGUGUUACAAGCAGAAUGUGCUGCUCAAGGCUUACCUAAACAACGCCAGUGUUCUAUACAUGACACAUGCCCAACACCUACACCAAGAUUUUCAGGCCAGACAAGUUUACCCGCCAAGAGCACCACAGAAUACCAAACAGCAACAGAGGGUCCUGGAGGCAUCUCAAAGUGGAGCAUUACUUGGAUUGUAAUAGCAGUUAUUGUAGCAAUAUUAUUGGGAAUCUUUAUUUUUUAUUGGAUACGUCGGAAAAAGAAAAAGAGGGAAAGAGGGAGACAACAAGGACAAGCUGGUCAAAAUGGAGGCCCUGAAGAAGGUUACCCUCUCAGGUCUCAAGGACAACAAGAGUGUGGCAUUAAAAUAGUUCACAGUCCUGAGCAAACUCUCAAAACAAUGCAAGAAGGAAAAAGUCAUUCAUUUGUUUGCAACAUUAUGGAACCCUAUCCCAAUUGUUGCUCCCCAAGGUACCAAUGGUAUAAAGAUGGAAUUGAAAUACAGGGGGAAAGAAGAGAAAAUUUGACUUUGAAACAUUUAACUGUACCUCAAUUUGGUGUAUAUUACUGUUCUGUGUCCUGCUCUCAUCACACCAACCAGGAGAAGACAGAGGAUAAAGAGCUUGAUGUCACACCUUCACCAAACAAAGAGUACAAGAAAAUUUACGAUUUAUCCCAAGAAAGUGAGAGUAUUCUAGUUCAACUUCUGUCAACUAAACAUUCACACAGUAUAGGAAACUGGAAAAAAGUAGGAACGGAGUAUGGAAUGGAAAGAGUUACACUGAAUUCUUUUGAUGGAAAAGAUGGUGCAGCCCAAGACGUGAUAGAUUAUAUAAAAUCUGCCAAGCCCGAUUUGACAGUUUACACAUUUUGCAAAUAUUUGAAGACAAUAAAUCGAAGAGAUGCUGUCCUUAAACUGGAAGGAGAACUUACAGUAGACAAGCAUUUGGGAGAAAUACCUUCCGGGAAGAGGGAGCCUAAAAAUACUGAAAAAUCAAAUCGGGCGGAAAGUGGAAUAGAGCUUUCCAGCGAAUCUCUGCCGCUAACGGUCGACCUACAAAGCCCAUCAAGCCCAAAAAAUUCACCAGUGCACGACCGUAAUGUGUACGUGGCUACCCCUCCACGGGAUCCAUCACCUCCUCUUGUCAAGUUUAAGUUUUCUAACCCUGGACUGCACGAAUCUCCUUACCAAAGUGAAGACGAACUGGAUGGCAAGCCGCCUACGAGGCAGUCUCAUCAAGUCAGUGGUAAUCCAUUAGACAGGUCUUUUGAUUCACUUGAGGAUCGCGAUGAACCGAAAAGCUUGCCUGGGCCGGAAAAUCUCGAGAGAAAGCGUGCCUACUCGCGACAGCAAAGCUCGGAUUCGGCCAAAUCAAACCAAUCGAAUACAAGUGAAGGUGGCCAGCCCCCUAGACGUAAAUCGUCGCAAACCAGCUUAAAGAACUAUUUUGCAAAAGGGAAGGAUGCUCUUAGUAGGCAGUUGUCGAAUGAUCCGUCUCCUGAAGAAAGGCUUCAGCUAACAGAUGAUCAGACAGAAGACUCACCUUUUUUGCCAAGACGAGAUGUUGAUGCCUGAUGUGCUGCCAUUACGAACAUACGGGGAGGCUAAAGGCAACCCCUGUCCGAAUACUUAAACCCAAACUGAAAGAUGCAACAAGUGUUAUAUCUCCCACAAAUGGAUCUCUGCGGGUCACAGGGUAUAGUCAUGUUUGCAGCCGCUCCUGUCGGAGUCACGCAAUGCUCCCCGCCUGCACAGCUGCAAACCCAGUCUCGUACCCAGACCCCGCGCGAUGCAUUCUGGAGAGGUUAAAUAGAUGUCCCCGCAACAGCAAGUAACGACUGGGUACUAGUCUGCUGCAAAUCGAAAGAGGCUUGUCACGGUGCGUCGAGGUUAUUUUCGCCGAUGCUGGCCCAUUGCGCAUGCAUGCAUGCAUUUAAAAACUCGAAAACAUCAUUCUCUAAGAACGGAAGUUGCUUAUGGCAGAGUCGUAGCAGGCCUCUCGGUACAGAAACAUCAAGAAAGUUAGGGGUCACAGCCACGCCCCUGCUGGUCAUUUCCAUAUAAAUUUUUUAAAUAUUGGUGUGCCACGUGCCCCAAAUGCCCCUGCCACGGCCCUGUAGGUACUAAUAAUUCGUAUGAAUUAAGGUCGUAAAAAACCCCAGCUAAGACAGAACCAUGCAUUGAAAAAAAAAACAUUAAUGAAUAGUUGUAAAUAACACGCCGACAAUCGCACAUCUCUACAUUUGAUUGAAGUAAUUAAGAUCGAUUGUUCCUUUCUAUCGGGCUGCCAUUUUCCAAUCACCAUUUUCCGACCCUUUCUACCAUUUAACAUGGUGGUGUAUACCACGAUAAAUUAAGCAAUCUAGAUAUUGUACUGAAUCGAAUUUUUAUAGUGUUAUUAUUCAUUAUUCAAAAUUAUUCAUUAUUUUGUGUAACAAAUUUUAAAUUCUUGCAAAAUCCCCUCGUUGUCACGAGCUUGGCCUGUACAUUUCUCACGGUAAAGCGAGGAAGUCCCUGGUCUAAAUACAUUGUAAAUAUAGCAGAUAUAAUUAAAAUGUUUCCAGUA
Messenger RNA from Nematostella vectensis (starlet sea anemone), 3394 nucleotides. RefSeq lists its product as uncharacterized. The record is from RefSeq and is a predicted model, not a curated record. Gene Ontology annotation, biological process: Rho protein signal transduction. The transcript has 6 exons. Gene Ontology annotation, cellular component: cell surface; plasma membrane. Bases 394 to 2403 code for a protein of 669 amino acids. Gene Ontology annotation, molecular function: nerve growth factor binding; death receptor activity; coreceptor activity. NCBI's taxonomy places the organism in Eukaryota, Metazoa, Cnidaria, Anthozoa, Actiniaria, Edwardsiidae.